AUGCUAGUGACCUAUUUGGAAGGCAGCCGGGACCUUUGCGAGACGGACUCAAUUCUCUUUGGCGCCGCACUGGCAGUCUGCCGUAUUAUAGGCGCCAAACUUUCCACGGCUGGACGCACUACUGGACAAAGUAGUGCUAUCCCAGCCUGGAAAGCAAGAAUUGAAGAACGUAUCGCAAAGGCUAGGGCCCUCAUCGGCAGACUGAUAUGCUUCAGGUCAGGCAAUACCAGGCCAAGGAUUGUGCGCACCGUCAGGAUGGCGUUUGCUGGGAUAAAACAGCAAAAACUGACGGAGCGCAUAGACGACUUGAAGCAGAGAAUCGCUGCUUGGGGAAUGCGGGUUCGGCGAUAUACCGAGAGGUCGACACGUUUCAACCAGAAUCAUCUCUUCCAAAGUGAUCAGAAGAGGCUCUAUAAAUCAUUGGAGCGACCAAUGGUAAGUGGAAGGGGCCCAGUACCGAAUCAGGCCGACACGGUCGAAUUCUGGCGCAGCCUGUGGUCAGAGCCCGUAAACCACAACGAGGGCCCUUGGACGGAAGUUGUGGCGAGUCAGUGUGCGGGUAUUACGCCCAUGGACCCCGUCAUCAUAACGCCGGAUGACGUACCUCUAGAGGUUAUGUCUUAA
Molecule: messenger RNA, 624 nt
Organism: Parnassius apollo (apollo)
Lineage: Eukaryota; Metazoa; Arthropoda; Insecta; Lepidoptera; Papilionidae
Source: the annotation of a GenBank genome assembly